Molecule: messenger RNA, 3749 nt
Organism: Ictalurus punctatus (channel catfish)
Lineage: Eukaryota; Metazoa; Chordata; Actinopteri; Siluriformes; Ictaluridae
Gene: tpd52
Product: tumor protein D52
Exons: 7
Coding region: 123-728 (201 amino acids)
Biological process (GO): B cell differentiation
Cellular component (GO): cytoplasm
Source: RefSeq, a predicted model, not a curated record
CUCUCUCGCGCGCGCCUCAGCUGUAGCGUGUCACGGCUCCAAACUGCUCCAAAGUGUUGCUGAGGGGAAAAAUCACUCUGAACGGGAAAAAUAUCAGUGUUAUACUUGGAGUUCACACAAGCAUGGAGGGAUACGAACAAGGUGCUCAGAGGCCCGACUCCAUCCCAGAAGUGGGUGAAGAUGCAGCGAACACAGUACAGCCUGCCUCUGACACAUCCCUUACUGAGGAGGAGCAAGAGGAGCUACGCAGUGAACUGGUGAAGGUGGAGGAGGAAAUCCAGACUCUUACUCAAGUGUUGGCUUCCAAGGAGAGACACUUGGCAGAGAUCAAGCGGAAACUGGGUAUCACUCCAUUCAACGAGCUCAAGCAGAACCUGAGCCGAAGCUGGCAGGAAGUAACUACAUCCACAGCGUAUAGGAGGACCUCAGAAACGCUGAGCCAAGCUGGCCAGAAAGCCACAGCAGCAUUCUCCAGCGUGGGUUCAGCCAUCAGCAGAAAGCUAGAGGAUGUCAGUAUACGCUCCAUACAUCACUCCUCUAGCAUGCCUGUGAUGAGGAACACUCCCACCUUCAAGUCAUUUGAGGAUAAAGUGGAGACUUUAAAGACCAAGGUGAGCCCCACUGGAUCAUCCACCGAGCUUGGGAAUGAGUCCGACUCGACGGCGAGCGCAGAGCCGGUGGUCGAGCAGCCAGGCGGGACGACUGUUCUGGCUCCAGAGCCACACUGAGGAACAGCUUCUUCACCUUGCGCCAUUCUUCCCUUCUUCUACCCUUCCUCCCCUCUGCUUCUUCCCUCCAUACUUAGCUGAAAAACAAAACCGAUGCUCUGUGCUCACUUUCUUUCCCUCAACCUAGUUAGGAAAGAUUGUGUUCAUAGGAAAUAUUAUCAUGGUGGACACAAGAAGAGUAGAAAGAUGAGCUUUACGAGUCCACAGUUUUCUUAAAACCACACGUUGAUCUGUUUUUCGCACUACAUUGGUUCAUGGUCCUCCGAGAUCCGUUAACAUUUCACCUUCUGAAUGUUCUCACGAGUCUAGAACGUGGUAGGCCAACACUGGAACUGAUCUCCAGUCAGGUGGAGAUGAUUGAAGACCUGAGGCUUCACAAAUUUUUAUGUGACUCCUGUUAUCUACUUGGUUCUCUUUCCCCCCAAACCCUAACACACACACACACACACACACACACACACACACACACACACACACACACACACACACACACACACACACACACACACACACACACACACACACACACACACACACACACACACACACACAAAAAAAAUAAAAUAAGGCCAGUGUGCCCUUCAUGGGCUCAGAGACAUAGGGGUUUGAGGUCUACACUGGUAUCAGCCCACAGAUAUAUGCAGUUUUGCUGUAAAGGGCAAACAGUGACGCUAUUAGAAGACCAGAUAUGACUUUUCAAACAGAUAAUGUUUUUGUAUUCAUUACAUUUCCCUCAUAAAACACUGCCAUAGAAAUGCACUUAGAGGCUACGAUAAAUGGUAUCUCCUACUGUUUAAUAUCUCAUAGCAAAUUACUACAUAUCUGGAAAAUACUUUUUUUAAUGUGCGUGUUGUGGAUUUACCUUUAGGUUUUGCCUCUUGCUCUUUAAGAAUACAAAUGCCAAAAAAUAUAUAGCGUAAAACCUUUUGUGAACAGAAGCCUUUGUAUGUCAUUUAGAUGAGUAAUGCUGGAUCAUAGUAGUCAAAUCUCUAUAGGAUGUAUAUAAUUUAAACAAAAGUAGGUUUAUGUAUUAACAAAAAGUUAAAAUGUUGUAAACAAGUAAGUGCUCAGUGCUAUGUGUAGAAUUGAGAGAGAAAUCGAAAGUAAUUGCCAACAUUCAAUGAGAGUCUACUAAAUCUAAGAAGGAACAUUAUGGGUAUGUAUAGAUAUUAAAAACUAGAACAGUUUUCACAAUGAAACAAAGCUAAGCGAAAGAAGUCAAAAAAAAAAAGUAUCGGCCAUUUAUUCCUGCAUGUAGCGCCACCUCUGUUUGGAGUGGACGCAUGGUACGACGUGUGGGGAAUAAAACACGACACGGCAUGCUGUUGUCCAGCGUCACACUAUCACCUCCACAAGGUUGAUUUUGUAGUUCAUUUCACCAUAACAGCAUGUCCUUAAGUGUUUUUUUUCCCCUUCAUACUACAGCAGUUUGCCAACGAUGAAAUGUUUUAUUCAUCAAAGAACCACACACCACUUUUUAUUCAUUUUUAUAGUUACACUUCAUGUUUUUCAGUGUCUGUGAAACACGCUGGUUCAAUUCCUCUUUUCACUCACCAUAUAGCAGCUAUAAACAGUCGUUUCCUCGUCAGCUUCUCUUUUUUCCCCUCUCUUGAACCUAAUACAAAAUAUGCAGCUUGUAUUGAGAAGCACUGCUACAGAGCGCUGACACUAGAGACUCCCUGCUAAAAACGUCUCGUCACAGAAGACUUUUACCAUGUUAACAGUCACGUUUUUAAUCCAUUUAUGUGGAGUGUCUUAUACAAUUCCUUGUCUACAUUGUUAACUACAGAAAUCAUAACAUAUUGAAUUGUGCAUUAUUAUAAAUUGUCUUGUCAUUUGUCAGCGCGGUUGUAGAAGUCAUUUUAUUUCACUAUAAUAAGGUCAUACGUUCAGCAGUUUGUGACAUUUCAUUCCCGAGGUCUUUGAGCAUAACGUUCAUUAAUCUUAUAAGCACAACUAGUUUUUAUCUCGCAGGUUCUGGCUUUUCUUAAGAACAAGAGAACAUUUCCAUUCAGUUGUUUAUAAUCUAAAAAUAUGGCUCCAAAUCUACUUCAGGAUUCGGCGAGUCCAAUUUUUUUCUGUCCUUGAUCCACUUCCAUGUAAACAUGAGCUAUAGACUUUCUGAUUAACAUGUCUCAGGUGGGGUUUGGAUGUUUGAAAUGGAACAAAUGUGGUCAGAACUUACUUCUGUUUUGUACUGUUAUCAUUAUCGACUUUUUAUAUCUCAUUUCGAGCCUCACAGAAGUAACACAGAUUGGAAAUGACAGACAAAUCUCAAAGUAAAGGCACCACAUGGACAGGGUGGAGUGAUUUUCCUUGGCUUCUAUGGUUGUUAGAUGUUCCUGAUAUUAUUAGACUAGAGUUUUUUAUUAACAAAGAAGAGCGUAUCUCAUUAUAUUCACUAUUUUGAGUUGUGUGUAGAAAUUCACAUAUGAACAUUUUGAUAAAGUGUAUUAUAAAUUAGAGGCUAAUAUAAUUGUGUAAGCCUUGAGUGGGCAGGCUUUAUUUUUUCCUGUAGCACUAAGCUGCUGUAUUGCAAUGUAGUGUUUAGCAUCAUAGGAAAUUGACAUGGGCUGUAUGGACAUGACUUUUUUUUUGGUUUUCAGUUUCUUACCUUUUCAUAUGCAGCAGCAAUGAUCUUUGUCUGUAUAGCUCCCAUUUCUUUUAUGCUGGACAUUGACCUCUCUAUUUAGUAAAAUACUUUUUUUUUUUUUUUUUUUUUUUAAAGGAUAUAAUUGUACCCUGGAUAUUAGUUAUUAAUGACUUUGUUUAACAGAUUAUGGUUGGGUGAAGUUGCACAUCCAGAAUAAGUCCUGUUCAUAAUUACAGCUCAGGUGUCCUGUGUUUCUACUGAUAAACUUUUUUUUUUGCACUGGCUCUGCCCUGUACAUCUUUAACAAGCGUUCUCAUUCUCUGCAAGCAAAAUCAGUGUAGUUGAUUCAAGAUGGAAAAUGCUAAAUCAACUGUUUGAUUUUUUGUAUGUCUGCUCCUAAAUAAAGCAAAAUAAUUAUAUUCUCAGCA